UGAUUUAUAUGAGAUAUUAUUUUAUCCUUAGGUAUAGGAAUGGAUUGCAGUGUUACUCCACUUCGACAUGGAGGUUUAUCUUUAGUUCAGACAACUGACUUUUUUUAUCCUUUGGUUGAUGACCCCUAUAUUAUGGGCAAAAUUGCAUGUGCAAAUGUCUUAAGUGAUCUUUAUGCACUGGGUGUAACUGAAUGUGACAAUAUGUUAAUGAUUUUGGCUAUUAGCCAGAAAAUGUCAGAAAAAGAGAGGGAUACUGUGGUACCACUUCUGAUGAGAGGAUUUAAGGAUUGUGCUUAUGAUGCUGGAACUCAAAUUACUGGAGGACAAUCAGUAGUUAAUCCUUGGUUAACAAUUGGAGGAGUAGCUACAAGUGUUUGCCAACCUAAUGAAUUCAUUGUGCCUGAUAAUGCAGUAGUUGGCGAUGUUCUAGUUCUUACAAAACCUUUAGGAACUCAGGUAGCUGUAAAUGCUUAUCAAUGGUUAGAUCAGCCAGAAAGGUGGAAUAGAAUUAAACUUGUUGUUGGUGAAGAUGACGUAAGGAAGGCUUACCAUCGUGCAAUGGAUAGUAUGGCACGACUGAACAGGACAGCUGCUAGAUUAAUGCACAAGUAUAAUGCUCAUGGUGCAACCGACGUAACCGGAUUUGGUCUCUUGGGUCAUGCACAAAAUUUAGCAAGGGUUCAGAAGAACGAAGUAUCAUUUGUCAUUCACAAUUUGCCAAUUAUAGCCAAAAUGGCAGCAGUGGCAAAGGCUUGUGGUAAUAUGUUCCAGUUAUUACAAGGCCAUUCACCAGAAACAUCAGGCGGUCUUUUAAUCUGUCUCCCCCGAGAACAAGCAGCUGCUUAUUGCAAAGAUAUAGAAAAGCAAGAAAACUAUCAGGCAUGGAUAAUAGGUAUUGUGGAGAAGGGAAACAGAACAGCUCGCAUUAUUGACAAACCCAGAGUUAUCGAAGUCCCUUCUAAAGAUAAAGAUGGAGAAUUGUGGUAGCCAAUACUGAAAAUGAAGAUUGUGGUAAUCACUUAGCAUUGAAUUCAUUCCAGGGGGGUGGGAUCACAUGUUGCAUUCAGUUACUUUUCAUCACCAGUCAUUUGUUCAUUUGACAUCUUUUAUGUUUUAAGUUCGUGCAAUUAUCUUUUUUCUACACUUCUAUAUAUAUAUUGUUAAACAAGCAGUGCCUGAAUUCAAAACUAAUAGUUUGUAAUGCUUAAAAAGCAUAUACAGGAAUUUGCAUUAAUGAAUCUGUUCUGAGACAACCUCUUCUUGAGAUCUGGUGCAGAUGAUGCUUGCAUUUUCUAUGCUUUUUAAUCUUAAGAAUGUAUAAUGAAACAAAUUAAACUUAAAUAAAAUGUUAUUGUCAGUUCAACUUUA
Messenger RNA from Centruroides sculpturatus (bark scorpion), 1368 nucleotides. RefSeq names its product selenide, water dikinase (gene Sps1). Gene Ontology annotation, cellular component: cytoplasm. The record is from RefSeq and is a predicted model, not a curated record. NCBI's taxonomy places the organism in Eukaryota, Metazoa, Arthropoda, Arachnida, Scorpiones, Buthidae. The coding region runs from base 40 to 987 and encodes 315 amino acids. Gene Ontology annotation, biological process: L-selenocysteine biosynthetic process. The transcript has 6 exons. Gene Ontology annotation, molecular function: selenide, water dikinase activity; ATP binding.